Molecule: messenger RNA, 2492 nt
Organism: Betta splendens (Siamese fighting fish)
Lineage: Eukaryota; Metazoa; Chordata; Actinopteri; Anabantiformes; Osphronemidae
Gene: tgm2l
Product: transglutaminase 2, like
Exons: 15
Coding region: 140-2194 (684 amino acids)
Biological process (GO): peptide cross-linking
Molecular function (GO): protein-glutamine gamma-glutamyltransferase activity
Source: RefSeq, a predicted model, not a curated record
GGUGUUUAGGGUGAUGAUGUGUCAGAGGGGUGGGAGGGCCGCUGUUGAACUGAAUAAAUACAGGACGGUGAGGGACAUCGAGAAGUGAAGACGACAAAGCAACGUGGUGAAAGGACUUGGAGAAAGGAGAGGAUCUGCAAUGGCUAACAGCAGAGGUCUGGGUUUCGAGGUGGAUCUAAGGAGCCGUCAGAACAACUCGGCCCACCGCACCCGGGAGAUCGAUCAGCAGCGCUUGAUCGUCCGCAGAGGUCAGCCGUUCUCCAUCACGCUGCAGUGCUCUGACUCUCUGCCCCCCAAACACCACCUGGAACUGGUCCUGCACCUCGGUAAGAGAGACGAGGUCGUGACCAAGCUUCAGAAGCAGCGCGGGGCCGGAGACAAGUGGUGGUUUGAGCAGCAGGAGGCCCAGGAUGAGCUGCUGCUGACGCUACACAGUCCAGCGGAUGCCGUCGUUGGCUGCUACCGCCUGGUGGCGCUCCUCAUGUCGCCACAGGGCCAAAUCCUGAAAAAGAUGGACGACAUGAAGUUCCACCUGCUCUUCAACCCCUGGUGCAAAGAUGAUGCGGUGUACCUCCCUGAUGAGAGGCUGCUCCAGGAGUAUAUCAUGAACGAGCAUGGAGUUAUUUACAUGGGGGCCUGGGAUCACAUCAACAGCAUUCCCUGGAAUUAUGGACAGUUUGAGGACAAUGUGAUGGACAUCUGCUUCGAAAUGCUGGACAACUCCCUAGAAGCCCUGAAGGAUUCAAAGAUGGACUUGGAGAACAGAUGUGACCCCGUCUAUGUGGGCAGGACCCUCACUGCCAUGGUGAACUCCAAUGACGACAGAGGCGUGCUGACCGGCCGCUGGUUUGAGCCGUACUCUCCUGGAGUACCUCCGUACAGGUGGAGCGGCAGCGUGCCCAUUCUGCGCCAGUGGAGCAAGGCCGGAGCCAGAGCAGUGAAGUACGGCCAGUGCUGGGUGUUUGCUGGCGUCGCCUGCACAGUGCUGCGUUGUCUCGGAAUCCCAACUCGCCUCAUCACCAACUUCUCGUCAGCGCACGAUGUCGAUGGAAACCUGGCUCUGGACUUUGUGACGAAUAAAAAGGAGACUGAGAAUGAAAAGAGCGACUCAAAGUGGAACUUCCACUGUUGGGUCGAGUCCUGGAUGACGAGAAAGGAUCUUCCCAAAGGAAACGACGGCUGGCAGGUUUUGGACCCCACACCUCAAGAGCUGAGUGACGGUGUGUUUUGCUGCGGCCCAUGUCCAGUGAACGCCAUCAAAGAGGGGAAUCUGGGCGUGAAGUACGACGCUGCGUUCGUCUUCGCUGAGGUCAACGCUGACAUCGUCUACUGGAUGCUUCAGGGAAACGGCCAGCGCCAGAAGAUGAGCGUCGACGUCGCCAGCGUGGGCAAAAACAUCAGUACCAAAAGUGUUUACGGGGACCAGCGAGAAGACGUGACUCUGAACUACAAGUACCCUGAAGGAUCCAAGGAGGAGAGAGACGUGUACAAAAAGGCCGGACGCCGGAGCACAGACGAGACGACCAAACCGGCACGGCUGAAGCUGUCAAUCAAACACGCCAAGCCUGUGUUUGGUACAGACUUUGAUGUGAUAUUUGAGGUGGAAAAUCAAGGAGGCGAACAGGCUAAUGCUCAGCUGACCCUCCAGGCCACGACUGUCACCUACAACGCCCUCCACCGAGGAGACUGCUGCAGGAAGAGCCUCAGCGUGACCGUGCCGGCUCACCAAACCCACCAGGAAGUGCUGCGUCUGCGUUAUGAGCACUACGCCAAGCACGCCUCUGAACACCCGGUGGUCAGGGCGAUGGCGGUGUUAGAGGCCAGGGAUGAGAACGAGCCCAUCAUGGCCGUGACAAACAUCCCACUGGAAACACCUGAGCUCCUGGUGCAGGUGCCAGGAAAGGCUCUGCUGACGGAGAAAGUGACGGCCUUCAUCUCCUUCAUCAACCCUUUGCCGGUUCCACUGAAGGGCGGUGUGUUCACUGUGGAGGGAGCUGGCCUGCUGCCUGCCACCGAGAUCCCAGUGAGUGGAGACAUCUCUCCGGGCCAGAAGAUGUCUGUCAAGCUGUCCUUCGUACCGAUGCGACCUGGAGUGAGGAAGCUGCUGGUGGACUUUGACUCUGACAGGCUCAAGGGCAUAAAGGGAGUCGCCACCGUGGUGAUCCGCAAAAUAUACAGCCCGAUAUUUUAUUAAUCUGCUCUAAGUCCCACUUUAUUGGUCCUGAGGCUGAGAGGGUGAGACUGAUGACAGUUGUCUUAUUGUGUCUGAAAUGAUCCGAUCUAUGUCUGUUUACACAGAAUUUGUUGCGGAAUUUCCUAAUUUCAGUCUAACAUCCACAUUAAAUACAUUUUUAAAUACUAUUCAUGCAUUUUAGAUGUGUGUAUCCAGCUAAUAUGAAUCAUCUGUGUAUGCUUGCUUUUCAAUGAUGCUUUUAGUUUUCUUGCCCUCUGCUUUUACAUGUGUAAUUACAAUAAAGAUGAAUAUAAUCUAA